Ostertagia ostertagi is the source of this 1032-nucleotide messenger RNA. The record is from the annotation of a GenBank genome assembly. Lineage: Eukaryota; Metazoa; Nematoda; Chromadorea; Rhabditida; Trichostrongylidae.
AUGUUGCGAAGAAAGAAGCUUCAGGCAUCACCAAUGGGGAAGUGUGCGCAGCACGGCAUAGCUACGGAUGAAUUCCAAUUUGCAAAUGAUGCUGUUUUGAAAGGCGUACCUAGGCAGUCGUACAAGCCGAUUGAAUUCAUCGAAAAAGUUUGUCUGAAAUCAGCAAAGGCGAAAAAUUUCUUGAAAGAUAUGCAUAUGCAAGUCAACUCAUAUCCAGCAUCGUUUGAUGAUUUCUUGGAGAAUCCAAGCCUCAAUCGCUUCCCGAACGUUAUAUGCCUUGAUCGAUCCAGAGUCAAAGUCAGCAAAACAUACGGGAUGGGAGACUACUGCCAUGCCAGUUAUGUGGACUCUUACGACGAAAAAAAUGGAUAUGUGCUUUCCCAAGCCCCCUUCUCCAUCGAGACGGAGGAACUGUUCUGGCGAAUGGUGAUCGACUUAAAUCCGAAAAUCAUACUCGUGCUAGGAUCUUUAGCGAACGCUAAUGGACCAGUGAUGCGGAGGUUUUGGCCUGAAGCAAACGAAAAAUCGUACUCGAAUAAAGUCAAAAUAGUUCUCGUGAACGCGGUAAAGAUUGGUAAUCUGGAAGUUCUGCAAGUGAUGAUUUCCAUCGAUACUAAAGAACUGAUGCGUGUACCACUUGUGAAUUAUAAAGCGUGGCAAUCGGACAUACCAGUUCCAGAUCUCGGAGAAUUCAGGCAGAAUGUGAAAGAAAUCGAAGCUAAAGUGGGAAGAGCUGGAACCACAGUGUUAGUUUGUCCCAGUGGAGCCACAAGAUGUGGUACUUAUGCAGCUGUUGACAUUAUUCUCAGCCGGAUAUCGAAGGAGAAGAGGGUCGGCGUCAAGGAGACAAUAGAGAUCAUACUUGGGCAGCGAUACGGUUGUUUCCAACUCAUUGAACACUACAAAACUAUCCAUGAUAUCGCACACAGGUACUGCAUUCUGUCGGGCAUGCCUGGAAUCGCCCGCAUAUUUCGACAUAAAUCUGCCGACGCUAUCGAUAAAUCAGACCACCACAACAGCGGUUUGCAGUGA